Phanerochaete carnosa HHB-10118-sp is the source of this 1340-nucleotide messenger RNA. RefSeq lists its product as uncharacterized. NCBI's taxonomy places the organism in Eukaryota, Fungi, Basidiomycota, Agaricomycetes, Polyporales, Phanerochaetaceae. The transcript has a single exon. The record is from RefSeq and is a predicted model, not a curated record. Bases 78 to 1244 code for a protein of 388 amino acids.
UCUUGUAGGUUGUUCAAGUCGGUAGCACCAGCAUCCGCACGAAUGCUUGGACGCUCACGCACGGUUACUACGCCACCAUGGGCGGCUUCGUUCUCGAUUCUUCAUCGACCCCCGUCUUCGGCACAGAAACGCAACUCGUCCUCUCUCCAGCUAUGAUGGCCGUCAUGAUGAAACACGCUCCUGACAUCAUCCCCGACAUCUCAGAAGAUCACAUCCGGCGGCAGAGCAAGUCGAACGCGCUCGCCAAAGCGCUGCUUGUUCUGCAGCUCAUCUACUUCUCCGCCUCCUGUGUCGCGCGCCUUGUGCAGGAAUUGCCACUCAGCCUCCUCGAGGUCUGGACUCUUGCUCACGCACUCGGCGCGAUCCUCGUGUACGUUGUCUGGUGGAAGAAGCCGUUCGACAUCCCGGAGGCAACACUAAUUAUGGGGGAGAGAGCGCGUGAACUGGCAGCUUAUUUCCAGGUGAUCGGCCAGCCGAUGAUACCAGUUGUCGCUGGAGUCUAUCCUUUAUCUGGCUAUGUUGAAAGCGCCUAUCUUACGAUCACCCCUUGCGAGCUCUCGGAGGAUAGUGGGAACGCCUCUGAGAGGGAGCAGGAGACGCUCACAUUACUCCCCGGUCAGUCUAUCCACGUUGAGGGUUACACCUUCGCUAUCAACGCCAAGAAACUGGAUCCCAGCAAUCGCCGCAUAUUUGGAACAACCCAUUGUCCGUGGCACGCUCGGAGGCGUGGCCCAGAUGGCAGUGUCUCGCUUAGCAGGACCGACAUCUUGCGGUGGCGGCUUGCUGCACGUGCUGCUACACGGAUAGGCGGGGUCUGGUGGCACGAGGACGCAAUUUGCUACACAAAAGCAGGUGGAUUGGAGGCAUCUGAGGGUAUCCCAGCGUCCCGCAUUCAUCCCAGCUUAUGCGCUUUCGUCGCUCUCAUGACUACGUACGCACUACCGCAUUUCUUGGGCUGGAAUGCCGUGUUCCCGACACUUGUCGAGCGCACGAUGUGGCGUGUAGCAUCCAUCGUGGUGGGAGCCUUCCCCAUUACCAUUUAUGGUAUCUAUGCUCUCAUUCCCAGCGAUCCCUCCACUUUCCCCGGGAGUAUCGCAGGGUUUUUGCUGUUGGCUGCAUUUAUCGCUGUGUACAUCGUUUCGAACGUGUUUCUCCUCAUUGAGAGUCUCAGACAGCUCCCCGACCUCCCUGAUGGUGCAUUUCUGCUUCCAAAUUUCUCAGUAUAUUUCCCCCACUUCGCAUAGCAUCCUCCACAUUUCACAUGGCAUCCUCCACAUCUCUGUACUAUUUAUUGUGUCUCAGAGUCGCUGAAUUCUGUCUCAGGACCGCUGUGCAGCUUU